AUGUCUCAGCAGCUCUCCUCCGCGCUCCUGCGCACCUGCGCCCGUCAGCAAUUGCCCACCACCGUCACUCGUUCUGCUGCCAUCGCCGCCGGUCAACAACGAGGUGUCGCCAAUGCUGGUGCCAAAUUCGAGUCUCCCUUCGCCAGCGCUGAGGAUCCCACAUCCACCCUGAAGAUCCCCAACUUCAAGAAGUACAUGUCCAAGAACUCGCCCACGACAAACAAGGUGUUUUCGUACUUUGUGGCUGGAACGAUGGGUCUUGGAUCUGCUGUUGGUGCAAAGGCUACUGUGCAGGACUUCCUCGUCAAUAUGUCCGCCUCCGCCGAUGUCCUGGCCCAGGCCAAGGUCGAAAUCGCUCUCGGCUCCAUUCCCGAGGGCAAGAACGUCAUCAUCAAAUGGCGUGGCAAGCCCGUCUUCGUCCGUCACCGUACCGGUGAGGAGAUCAAGGAAGCCGCCGAAGUUGACUGGAAGACACUCCGGGAUCCUCAGCCCGAUGAGGACCGUGUCCAGAAGCCUGAGUGGCUUGUUAUGCUUGGUGUCUGCACUCACCUUGGUUGCGUCCCUAUUGGUGAGGCUGGUGACUUUGGCGGUUGGUUCUGCCCCUGCCACGGUUCUCACUACGACAUUUCCGGUCGUAUUCGCAAGGGUCCUGCCCCAUUGAACCUCGAGGUCCCCGCAUACCAAUUCCCUGACGAAGAAACCCUCGUCAUCGGUUAG
This is a messenger RNA of Talaromyces marneffei, 717 nucleotides long. RefSeq lists its product as uncharacterized. Gene Ontology annotation, biological process: mitochondrial electron transport, ubiquinol to cytochrome c. Gene Ontology annotation, cellular component: membrane. Lineage: Eukaryota; Fungi; Ascomycota; Eurotiomycetes; Eurotiales; Trichocomaceae. Gene Ontology annotation, molecular function: quinol-cytochrome-c reductase activity; 2 iron, 2 sulfur cluster binding. The coding region runs from base 1 to 717 and encodes 238 amino acids. The transcript has 4 exons. The record is from RefSeq and is a predicted model, not a curated record.